Messenger RNA from Tripterygium wilfordii, 1480 nucleotides. RefSeq names its product AP2-like ethylene-responsive transcription factor At1g16060. Bases 1 to 1161 code for a protein of 386 amino acids. The transcript is spliced from 8 exons. Gene Ontology annotation, molecular function: DNA binding; DNA-binding transcription factor activity. Gene Ontology annotation, biological process: regulation of DNA-templated transcription. The record is from RefSeq and is a predicted model, not a curated record. NCBI's taxonomy places the organism in Eukaryota, Viridiplantae, Streptophyta, Magnoliopsida, Celastrales, Celastraceae.
AUGGCCAAGUUAUCACAGAAGAACCAGAGAAAUAUCAACAGCAACAAGAAGAAGAGCACAAGUAGUGAUAACAAUAACAAUGGUGUUACAGCAACAACAACUACAACUGCUACUAGCAAUGGUGUUACAAAGGUGAAGAGAACAAGGAGGAGUGUACCAAGAGACUCUCCUCCUCAACGUAGCUCGAUUUAUCGCGGCGUUACCAGACACCGCUGGACAGGCCGGUAUGAAGCUCACUUGUGGGACAAGAAUUGCUGGAAUGAGUCACAGAACAAGAAAGGAAGACAAGUCUACCUUGGCGCUUAUGAUGAUGAAGAUGCAGCUGCCCAUGCUUAUGACUUAGCAGCCCUUAAAUAUUGGGGCCCAGAAACCAUACUUAACUUUCCGUUAUCGACAUAUGAAGAAGCAUUGAAAGAAAUGGACGGUCAAUCUAGAGAAGAAUAUAUUGGAUCAUUGAGAAGGAAAAGUAGCGGAUUUUCUCGAGGGGUUUCAAAAUAUAGAGGUGUUGCAAGACAUCAUCACAAUGGUAGAUGGGAAGCUCGGAUCGGUAGGGUAUUCGGCAACAAAUACCUCUAUCUUGGGACAUACGCAACACAAGAAGAAGCUGCCACUGCAUACGAUAUGGCGGCGAUUGAAUACCGUGGAUUAAAUGCCGUCACCAAUUUUGACCUUAGUCGGUACAUCAAGUGGCUUAAACCCAAUCAAAACAACACAAGCACUACCACCGCCACCGCCACCGACAAUAACAUCGUCGAUCCAAAUCAUCAGUCGAGCCCUAACCUUAACCUUAACAUGGAAGCUCAAUUGACUCCAAACCCUAAUCAAGAACAGCUAGGUCUAACCUUUCUUGAAAGCCAAGAAACCUACAACAAUACUUUGGGUGACCCCACCUUGAGUCAGUCGCGCCAUGCAUCUGCCACGUCAGCCCUAGGUCUUCUUCUCCAGUCGUCAAAGUUUAAGGAAAUGAUGGAGAUGACCUCUGCUACAGAAGGGCCGGAGACAACUCUGGAAUUGGAGCCGCCGAAAUGUAGGUUCCCUGAGGACAUACAGACGUAUUUUGAGUGUCAGGAUUUGACUAGUUAUGGAGACGGAGAAGAAUUCUUGUUUGGGGAUCUCAAUUCAUAUGUUCCACCGAUGUUUCAGUGCGAUUUCGAACCUUAAAAUUGAGGUAACACACUAUAUAUCUGGAUGGAGAAUUGGCGUACGUAGCUUGGACUUUGAUUAAUAUUCAUAUAUUUGUUAUAAGUAACAUAAAUUAGAUUUUUUUUUUUGUGAAUAGAAGACCAAAAAUGGUCACUGAAUGGCUCGGUGAUGAUAGAGGAGUAUAGAGUAUAGACUCAUUUAAGUUUGAUUGAAGUAUUAAUUUCUUAGUUAAUUAUAAAACAAAGGAAGAAAUCUAGGAAAAGAAAAUUAUUUUGAAAUGUGGAAAAAUAUUUUCCAUCGUAACUAUUAGCUGUUGUUGCUUUAGUUCAUUUCUUUG